CGGAGGUGAGGUGGACCGCUGAGCGGGCGGCGGCGGCGGGAGCUGGCCCCGCAGGAUUUACAGAUGGAUCCAGCGGAAAAGACAACAAACAGAAGUGAACAAAAAUCCAGAAAGUUCCUGAAAAGCCUCAUCCGGAAGCAGCCGCAGGAGCUGCUGCUGGUCAUCGGGACAGGCGUCAGCGCCGCCGUGGCCCCCGGGAUCCCCGCCCUGUGCUCCUGGAGGAGCUGCAUCGAGGCGGUCAUCGAGGCGGCGGAGCAGCUGGAGGUGCUGCACCCCGGGGACGUGGCGGAGUUCCGCCGCAAGGUGACAAAGGACCGGGACCUGCUGGUGGUGGCGCACGACCUGAUCCGGAAGAUGUCGCCUCGUACAGGUGACACCAAGCCCAACUUCUUCCAGGACUGCCUGAUGGAGAUUUUCGACAACCUGGAGCAGCACAUCCAGAACCCGCUGGUGCUGCAGUCCAUCCUCAGCCUGAUGGAGCGGGGCACCAAGGUGCUGACCACCAACUAUGACAACCUGCUGGAGAUCUUCGGGCAGCAGCAGAGCAAGCCCAUGGAGUCUCUGGACCUGAAGGACAAGACCAAGGUCCUGCAGUGGGCCCGGGGGCACAUCAAGUAUGGCGUGCUCCACAUCCACGGCCUGUACACGGACCCCUGCGGCAUGGUCCUGGAUCCGUCGGGCUACAAGGACGUCACGCAAGACCCAGAAGUAAUGGAGGUCCUCCAGAACUUGUACCGCACCAAGUCCUUCCUGUUCGUGGGCUGCGGAGAGACGCUCCGGGACCAGAUCUUCCAGGCCCUGUUCCUGUACUCGGUGCCCAACAAGGUGGAGCUGGAGCACUACAUGGUCGUGCUCAAGGAGGAUGAAGACCACUUCUUCAAGCACCAGGCAGACAUGCUCUUGCAUGGGAUUAAAGUCGUGUCCUACGGGGACUGUUUUGACAACUUUCCUGGCUACGUGCAGGACCUCGCCACGCAGAUCUGUAGGCAGCGCAGCCCAGAUGCUGACCGAGUGGACAGCACCACACUGUUGGGGAACGCGUGUCAGGACUGUGCCAAGAGGAAGCUGGAGGAAAACGGAACAGAAGUCUCCAAGCGGCCUCGGCAGUCGGACACAGAUGAUGCUGGAGGGUCUUGAAAUCUUUAAAACCAAUAAAGCCUGCAACUUGAAAACCAGCCUUGUAACCGCAGUGCCGUAACCCAAACGAUGAGGAAUGUUCGGAGAACUCCGCGGGGGCUCUCUUCCCUGAACCCACCCCUCCCCCGACGAGCCGUGUGGCCGCGCGGCCUCAGAGGCUGGUGCGAUCCCACCGUGGGCUUUGGCCGCUCGGGAGGUGAGGCGCCGCGGCGGGGCCCGCUGUGCGGCCGGCGGCUGGCUACCUCAGGGACCGCGCGGCGGGCAGCCAGCCCGGGCCUCCGGGCUCCCGCUCCGCACGCCCCCAUCGUCAAGGUGGUUUUUCUAAUAAAAGGGGAGGGUGAGGACUGUCCAAGCAACAGGAGUCGCCAAAGAGGAAAAA
Messenger RNA from Lontra canadensis (Northern American river otter), 1516 nucleotides. It is a transcript of the gene SIRAL2, whose product is annotated as family with sequence similarity 118 member A. NCBI's taxonomy places the organism in Eukaryota, Metazoa, Chordata, Mammalia, Carnivora, Mustelidae. The coding region runs from base 64 to 1137 and encodes 357 amino acids. The record is from RefSeq and is a predicted model, not a curated record. The transcript is spliced from 9 exons.